GCAAUUUGCACUCAUCAUCUCACCCUCACACUCAGUAGAGAACUAGUCGAACAAAGCAGUGCUCGUCGUUCUCAAUCGCCGGGAGGAGGAUCAAUGGCGUUCAUGCGGUACCGUGGGCUGCCGCAGGGGGAGCUAACGGCGGAGGAGUUCUGGGCGUGGCUAGGUCAAUUCGACGCUGACCACGACGGGAGGAUCAGCCGCGAGGAGCUUCAGCGGGCGCUGCAGAGCCUGAACCUGUGGUUCGCGUCCUGGAAGGCGCGGGAAGGGCUGCGCGCCGCCGACGCCGACCGUGACGGCGCCGUCGGCGGGGCGGAGGUCGGCCGGCUCUUCGCCUUCGCGCAGAGGCAGCUUGGGAUCAAGAUCACCCAGCUCGGCUCCUACUGAUUGAUCAGCUCGACGUGAGUUGAUUUGCCGCUGUACCUAUGAUCAAGUAGGUGUAUUGAGAUCGGUCCCUUGAUGUGGAAGUGUGGAGUGUGAGAUGAACGUUGUACUUUUGAAAUCCCAUUUGGCAAACCUUUGUGGAGGUUUCGAAGGUUUUUUACUACUCCCUCCGUCAAACUCGUCUUACUUUGUUUAAAUUUAGGUGUGUCUGUUUCACGGAUGAGGGAGUAAGUAAUUACAACACCAUUGACUA
This is a messenger RNA of Lolium perenne, 634 nucleotides long. RefSeq lists its product as uncharacterized. Lineage: Eukaryota; Viridiplantae; Streptophyta; Magnoliopsida; Poales; Poaceae. The record is from RefSeq and is a predicted model, not a curated record. Gene Ontology annotation, molecular function: calcium ion binding.